Lampris incognitus (smalleye Pacific opah) is the source of this 1896-nucleotide messenger RNA. Its product is annotated as protein NLRC3-like. The record is from RefSeq and is a predicted model, not a curated record. Lineage: Eukaryota; Metazoa; Chordata; Actinopteri; Lampriformes; Lampridae. The coding region runs from base 52 to 1896 and encodes 614 amino acids. The transcript has 2 exons.
AGGAGUCCCAGAGAGGCACUUCUGAAGAUCACACUGCACUUCCUGAGGAGUAUGAAGCAGGAGGAGCUGGCUGACUCUCUGGAGAGCAAAACCCCUGUUCCCUUGUGCUGGAGUAACCUCAAAGCAACUCUGAAGGAGAAGUUUCAGUGUUUGUUUGAGGGUGUUGCUAAACCAGGAGAGUCAACACUUCUGAAUCAGGUCUACACAGAGCUCUACAUCGCAGAGGGAGGGAGUGGAGAGGUCAGUAAUGAACACGAGGUCAGACAGAUUGAAACAGCAUCCAGGAAACCAGCGAGACCAGAAACACCGAUCAAAUGUGAAGACAUCUUUAAACCCUUACCUGGACAAGAUAAACCAAUCAGAACACUGAUGACAAGGGGAGUGGCUGGCAUCGGGAAAACAGUCUUAACACAGAAGUUCACUCUGGACUGGGCUGAAGACAAAACCAACCACAAUAUACACUUCACAUUUCCAUUCACGUUCAGAGAGCUGAAUGUGCUGAAAGAUAAAAAGUUCAGCUUGGUGGGACUUCUUCAUCACUUCUUUAUUGAAACCAAAGAAGCAGGAAUCUGCAGCUUUGACGAGUUCCAAGUUGUGUUCAUCUUUGAUGGUCUGGAUGAGUGUCGACUUCCUCUGGACUUCCAGAACAAUGAGAUCUGGACUGAUGUCACAAAGUCCACCUCAGUGGACGUGCUGCUGACAAACCUCAUCAAGGGGAAACUGCUUCCCUCUGCUCGCCUCUGGAUAACCACACGACCUGCAGCAGCCAACCAGAUCCCUCCAGAGUGGGUUGACAUGGUGACGGAUGUGAGAGGGUUCACUGAUCCACAGAAGGAGGAGUACUUCAAGAAGAGAUUCAGAGAUGAGAAGCAGACCAGGAGAAUCAUCUCACACAUCAAGACUUCACGAAGCCUCCACAUCAUGUGUCACAUCCCAGUCUUCUGUUGGAUCACUGCUACAGUUCUGGAUCACGUGUUGAGAACAGAUGAGAGAGGAGAGAUGCCCAAGACCCUGACUGAGAUGUACAUCCACUUCCUUGUGGUUCAGUCCAUCCAGGGGACUGUGAAGUAUCAUGGGAGAUCUGAAACAGAGCCACACUGGAAUACAGAGAGCAGGAAGAUGAUUGAGUCUCUGGGAAAACUGGCCUUUGAACAGCUGGAGAAAGGCAACCUGAUCUUCUAUGAAGCAGACCUGACAGAGUGUGGCAUAGAUAUCAGAGCAGCCUCAGUAUAUUCAGGAGUGUUCACACAGAUCUUUAAAGAGGAGUGUGGGCUGUACCAGGACAAGGUCUUCUGCUUUGUCCAUCUGAGCAUUCAAGAGUUUCUGGCUGCUCUUUAUGUCUUUCUCUCAUUCAUCAAUGAUGGAGUCAAUCUGCUGUCAGCAACACAGUCAACCUCCUGCAGGUCUAAACCACGUGGAGACAAAUGUGAAAAACCAGACCUCUACCAGAGAGCAGUGGACAAAGCGUUAGAGAGUCCAAACGGACAUCUGGACUUGUUCCUGCGCUUCCUCCUGGGCCUCUCACUGGAACCCAAUCAGAAUCUCCUACGAGGCCUGCUGGGAAAGACAGGAAGUAAGUCACGGACCAAUCAGCAAACAGUCCUGUACAUCCAGAAGAAGAUCAGGGAGGAUCUCUCUCCAGAGAGAAGCAUCAAUCUGUUCCACUGUCUGAAUGAACUGAAUGACCAUUCUCUAGUGGAGGAGAUCCAACAGUACCUGACAUCAGGAAGACUCUCCACAGACCGACUCUCUGCUGCUCAGUGGUCAGCUCUGGUCUUCAUCUUACUGUCUUCAGAAGAGGAGCUGGUCGUGUUUGACCUGAGGAAAUACUCUGCUUCAGAGGAGGGUCUUCUGAGGCUGCUGCCAGUGGUCAAAACCUCCAAUACAGCUCUGUAA